UCGGACGGUCGAAUGAUUUCAAUGAUGUUUUUAUUAGUGAUUAAUCAUUAGUUUAGUGGAAAAGUGUUGGAAUUGUCUAACUUGUAUUUAUGAAGUUAACUGACUGCACCUGGGCUCAUUCCCAAUAGUUUGCUUCAAAGUGUUGCGUCGUUCAUUAGGUCGCUCUCUCGCCAUUUUCCGUGCUUUCUUGUGUGAUUUUACAACGAAAUUUAUGGUUUUUUCCUCGUGAAUUUGAAUUAGAGAGUGAUUUUUUACAGAAGAUCUAUUACGAUAGAAGAAUCAAUAAUAAAAGUUUGGGUGUCAAAAAUUAAAGAAAUGUGUUUUACUAGUUGUUUGUCAAAGCUGUUCUGCGGCUCCGGAAAAGAAAGCGAAGAAACCGAACACAAUAGCUAUGCCGUAGAAUCGAAACGACCGUCCAUUGCAUCUGAUAAAUUUCAAAGGGUGACAGAAGACAAAUGUGAAAAUUCAAACUUUUUAAGUGUUGCCAGUGAACCAAAGGCACCGAGAAAAGAUCGCAAAUCCGUUAUUCUAGAUGAAGUUUUAAUGGCAGCCAUGAAAGCAAAUCCAACUAUCAGUUCAAUGCGAAAUGCUUGGGGUGGUGUUCCAGAAGAUGACAUUGAUGUCGAAAUUGUGAGAAAAUGGUUAGACAUCGAUUUGAUUUGAAGUGUUUUGAACAAAAAUUCAGAAUUUUUGAAUGG
Molecule: messenger RNA, 698 nt
Organism: Sitodiplosis mosellana (orange wheat blossom midge)
Lineage: Eukaryota; Metazoa; Arthropoda; Insecta; Diptera; Cecidomyiidae
Exons: 2
Coding region: 316-663 (115 amino acids)
Source: RefSeq, a predicted model, not a curated record